This is a messenger RNA of Punica granatum (pomegranate), 1622 nucleotides long. The record is from RefSeq and is a predicted model, not a curated record. Lineage: Eukaryota; Viridiplantae; Streptophyta; Magnoliopsida; Myrtales; Lythraceae.
CCACAGCCAUCCUUCUGUUAUAACAUUCCCGUACAAACUAGGGAAGAGAGGAGAAAGAGGAAGCAUGGGCAGAGCCAUAAGGUGGCUCAAGGGCCUGUUUGGUGUCAAGAAAGACAGCAGAGACCAGCAGCAGAAGCCCUUCUCCUCCGGCGGCAGAGACUUGGCGGCGCUCUGCAAUAACCCGGCGACCGUGCCGCCCAACAUCUCGCCAGCGGAGGCUGUGUGGCUGCAGUCCUUCUACCGGGAGAGCGAGGAGGAGCAAAACAAACAUGCCAUUGCCGUGGCCGCCGCCACUGCAGCAGUUGCCGAUGCCGCCGUGGCGGCAGCUCAGGCAGCCGUGGCCGUAGUGAGGCUGACGAGCCACGGUCGGGGCACCAUGUUCGGCGGCGGCCAGGAGCGCUGGGCUGCUGUCAAGAUUCAGACUGUCUUCAGGGGCUAUUUGGCAAGAAAGGCAUUGAGAGCACUCAAGGGGCUGGUGAAGUUGCAAGCAGCGGUGAGAGGGUAUUUGGUGAGGAAGCAGGCCACUGCUACUCUCCACAGCAUGCAAGCCCUCAUAAGAGCUCAGGCCACCGUCCGGUCUCAAAGAUCCGGCGCUGCUCUCAUCAACAUCAGUCCCUACAAACCUGAGGCCCGAGCUCGGAAAUCCACGGAGCAAUUUGACGAUGCUAGGAGCGAAUACCCAUCGUCGGUCCACAGCAAGAGGCUCUCGUCUUCUGACACUGGAACCAUUACCAACGCCUUCGACGAGAGCCCGAAAAUCGUAGAAAUGGAUACAGCAGGCACAGGUAGGCCUAGAUCGAGGUCCCGCAGGACGACCUCGCCGGACACUGACAUCUACGAUGAGGUCACACCCCGCAUACCGCUCUCCUCCCCGCUCCCAGGACAAGCCCCGCCCCGCAUAUAUAUACCAGAUGGACUGAGCUUCGAGGCUGACCAGGCCGACUGCUGGGGCCUGACUAGCGACGAAUAUUGCCGGUUCUCGACCGCACACAGCACCCCGCGGGUCUUCAGUGCCAGUGGGCUUCGUACCCCGGCAGCGAGGACCCCGUCGAGGAGCGUGUGUGGGGACAACUUCUUCGGGAGCUACUACCACCCGAACUACAUGGGAAACACGCAGUCCUCCAAGGCAAAGCAGUUGAGGUCGCACAGCGCCCCGAAGCAGAGGCCAGAGCCAGGAGUCAGUCGGGGCAACCCGAAAAGGGCGUCGCUGAACGAGCUGAUGGCGUCGAGGAGCAGCCUGAGCGGGGCACGGAUGCAGAGGUUGUGCUCGCGGGCCCAGGAGGCCAUUAACUUCAAGAAUGCUGUGAUGGGUAAGCUCCACAGGUCUAGUGAGCUUGGUAGGGAUCAAACCGACAGAGACCACUAUCAAAUUAUGAGGUUCUGAAAUUAAUUUGCCUAAGAAUGUGGACAAAGUACUAGGAAGAAUAGGCCUGGAUUGCUAGCUCCUGAUAUGUAUAUGACGUGGUAAGUUAUGUAGGCAAUUCAAUUUAAUGAGACCAUCCAAAUGUGACAGCUGAGCAAGGGAAUCUUACUUCAAUUGCAUCACUCUGUUUCCUGCUGCUCGAAGACUUGGCUCCACGUCGAGUAGCAUGAAUCGGAAUUUCCAAUGCUUAAUGCUUCAA